Molecule: messenger RNA, 501 nt
Organism: Magnusiomyces paraingens
Lineage: Eukaryota; Fungi; Ascomycota; Dipodascomycetes; Dipodascales; Dipodascaceae
Product: mitochondrial 37S ribosomal protein bS21m
Exons: 1
Coding region: 1-501 (166 amino acids)
Biological process (GO): mitochondrial translational initiation; translation
Cellular component (GO): mitochondrial small ribosomal subunit; ribosome
Molecular function (GO): structural constituent of ribosome
Source: RefSeq, a predicted model, not a curated record
AUGUUUGCUCUACGAUUAGUUUCUGAGUCGGUUUCUCGACGCUCCACAACUUCUUUUCAAAAAGCUGCCUUUUCGACUUCUGUCAGUCGAUUCCAAGAUUUUCCCAAGAGCUCUAAAUCUUUAUUAUUUUCUAGCAUUUUAGAGAGUAAAAACUCUAGUAGCUCUAGUAGCUCUGUUGUUUUCACGACCCCUCCUCGCGCUACCGAUGCGACUGCUGCUCUUGAUGCCCCCUUGAGUUACACUGUUAUUCCACGCACUGGUGUGUAUGCGGGCCGCACUGUUGAAGUGUUGAGUGAGAGUGAUCUUUCUAGAGCUCUUCGCCGUCUCAACACAAUGAACAGUAUCAACCGGGUGCGCCAAACUUCUAUGGAGCAGACCAAGUACGUACGACCUGGUAAGGUUAAGCAACGCAUUUUGAUUGAGCGUAAGAAGAGAAAGUACAACCAGAACGUGAAGCGCAUGUUUGAGCUGGUUGCUGAGGCGCGCCGCAAGGGUUAUUAA